This is a messenger RNA of Esox lucius (northern pike), 2820 nucleotides long. Its product is annotated as interleukin-1 receptor type 1-like. The record is from RefSeq and is a predicted model, not a curated record. Lineage: Eukaryota; Metazoa; Chordata; Actinopteri; Esociformes; Esocidae. The transcript has 11 exons. Gene Ontology annotation, molecular function: interleukin-1 receptor activity. Bases 307 to 2130 code for a protein of 607 amino acids. Gene Ontology annotation, biological process: signal transduction.
CACUGAGUCCUCUGAAGUACCCCCUCAUGUGAAUUUACCAGUAAGCAUAAUGUCUUCUAAGAGUACAGUAGCCUACCCUCUAUAUUAGGUAGUUUUGCACCAGGGAUUGCUCUAAAUAAUGCUCAUAGUUCCUGUCAUGUAGCUUCUGUAUCAUUGGUCGAGCUGCAUCCAAGAACCGCCUGCUGAUGUCAAUUCAAGUUUCCACACUGCUGGAGGUUGUAUUCUUAAACAGAAAACACACCACCUUUCUCACUUUUGCGUCUGCUGCUGUUCAAAUUCCAGCGGCGUCAGUAGAUCCCAAUUGCUAUGGAUUUAAGUCACAUGUGGUUCAACUUCUUCUCCAUCUUCUGUCUCACUGGCAGCUCCAGGGCAGUAGGAGAAUUCUGUAAGGACUACGGAGAAGAGUUUGAGCGGGUCUUUUCAGUACCUGGUGAAUCUGCCAUGUUAAAUUCCACCCUGCGGGCACCAAAUGUCUUCAACUACACCAUCGUCCCCCAUAACAUCUCAUGGUACAACUCAAAAACAUGGAGAGAGCUGACAAGGGAGAAGGGAAAGAUUGUUGUGCGGGGGACAACAUUGUGGAUUUUUAACAUUGAGAUGGAAGACGCUGGGUACUACGUGUGUAUUAUAAGAACACCUUAUGGUUGCUUCAAGCAGUCAAAUCUACUGAUUGUGAACCAGACCAUCCCAGACAAAUGUGGUCGUCCUUAUACCACAGAACAGGUACUGACAAACAAGGCCAAUGAUAAACUGUCCUGCCCAUUGACUCAGCACAUCAGGAUAGUGGACAACUACACCAUCCAGUGGUACAAGGAAUGCGAACUCAUUACAAACGCCGGCAACCCACUGUGGGGCAGGUUUAAGACUUAUAAUGAGAAACUUUUAGUGGAUGAUGUCCGCCCUGAGGACAGUGGGUUCUACACCUGCAUCAUGACCUUUAACCUGGAAGGACAUAGAGGCAGGAUUUCAGACACUAUAGAGGGUACUGUGAAAAUGUCGUUCAGCCUGGUGCCCUCAGUAGUUGAACCUCUCAAUAAUAUCAUCAAAGCCGAUUUGGGUUCUCCUCUCAGGAAGAGGUGUCGGGUGUUUGUCCCGGGUGUGGGGAAACAUAGGGUGUCUGUUUUUUGGGCGGCUGAAGAUAAAUUUAUUUCUGAAAAGAUCUCAGAGGACAACUUUCAGGAACCAAAAAGUGAGAGGAAAGCUGAGAAUGGUGUUUGGUUGGAACGUGUAUUGAAUUUCCCAGUGGUGAAAGAGGAACAUUUUUACCUCAACUACACGUGUCAGGUGUCGAGCGACAGAGCCUUCGUUUCAGCAUUCUUCACACUACUGCCUACAGAUGCAAACCACCUGCUCCCUCUUUGGAUUCUACUAACCGGUCUGUUGAUGUUAACUGGUAGUGCUUUUAUAUAUCGUCCCUUCAAAAUUGACAUUGUGCUGAUGUUUAGGAGGAUGUUCCCGUUUCUCUACACAAACACAGACUCUGAUGGGAAGGUAUAUGACGCGUACGUCACAUACCCAAGCCUGUUUGGGGGUGAGGUCAGUGGUGAGGCAGAAAUGUUUGCCCUCCAUAUGUUGCCCCAGUUCCUGGAGGGAAAGUGUGGCUACAAGCUUUUCAUCCUGGGCCGGGACAGCCUACCAGGGCAAGCCAUAGUCGAUGCUGUAGAGGAGAGCAUUCAGGCAAGUCGGCGCCUCAUCCUGGUCUACUCUGGUACUACAUUCUGUAGUAGAGGCCACAGUGACAAAGACAGUCCCGUGGAAGCGUGGCAGAGCUUCGAGAGGCAAACGGCCAUGCACCGUACUCUUCUAGAGGGCUCCCUGCAAGUGAUCCUGGUGGAGUUGGAAGAGAUUACUCCCACACAGCUGGCCUUUUUCCCUGAGUCGGUGCUCCACCUCCGGAGGCGCCAGGGCGCUAUCUGCUGGUGGAAGAGCAGCAGGGUGAGGCGGAACAGAGGGUUAAAAUGUGGGGGAUGUAGAGAAAUGAAUGAGGGGGAGGACAGGAGAGGGGAACUGGCAUCGGCCUCUGUCUUCUCACCCUCUCUCUCUUCAUCCUCACGCUUCUGGAAGGAACUGAGGUAUUAUAUGCCUGUGAGAGGCAAGAGGAUGAGCUGCCCUGAGAGAACAGCCUGCUGAUCUUGUGUUGGGACGGAUGGGCUGUUGGGCAGGACUGAAAUUUCGUGAUUUUAGGUGCAAGACCAGUUGGCCUUAACAAAGGGCCUAAUUUACCUGAAGACCAAGGCCGUCAGCCAGGACAAUAAGGCCAAUCAAGAAAAAAAAUCUAAUUACAUUGCUCCUAAAUGAAAAAAACACAUGUUUGUUAGGUGAAGCAAUGACUUUGGAAAAACUUUAGUGACUGAGAAAUGAUCUACCACCUCUGUUGCCCUACCUUAUUUUGUGUGUGUGUUCUCGUCAAACUAAUCUUUUGGUCUACCACUCAUUGUUGCAGCUAAAUAAAAUUUAACAAAAACCUACCUGACACCUACAUUUUUGGGCAGGCUUUUCUUUUUUAUUAUACAAUACACAAUGGCCCAAUAAAUACUAAAUACAACUAUCUACAUACCAUAGACUGUAUAAGUAUGCACCAUUUGUUGACUGUAUUUAUAGUUUGUACCAAAGAAGGCCAGUAAACAUUUUCUUCUCCUCUAAAAUAAUUGUACCUAAGUUGACCCGAGCCGAAUAUUUCUAAAGGGCAUGAUUAUCCUUAAAUUAUAGGCUUUAAAAAAUGUUGUCAUGAAUAAAUGUGGUAUAUAGAGAAUAAAAUACACCAAGCUAACAAAUCACUGCAAAUUUCAAGGAUACAUUUCCGGAGUAAAGGAAGAGGCA